ACCGGCGGCGCUCUUCCUCCGCAGGAUCUCCGCCGAGCGUCUUCCAUUUACCGAGAGAGAAAACGGGUCAGGUGUGCGUAAUCAGAGCGCCAUAUCUGUCAGACUGAACGCGGAAGGGGCGGGGGUCUCCCAUUCGGUAGUUUUCAACUGGGGAAGUGUCCCGGGGAUGGGCCGGGUGAUCGCGAAAUGCCGCCUCCGUGUUGCUCGCAGCGAUUCGGGAGUUGUCCAGCUGCUGGUACGCACCGUCUGCUGACGCCAACCUAGGACUGGGAGAGGGUUUUUUUUCGUUUUGUGACCAAAAUCAAAGGACUGUUCCUCAGCAGGAUCUGAGAAAACACCGAAGCAAAUCUCAUGAAUGUUCCGAUUCAUGGUUCUGGUCCGCUCGGCGUCGGAAGCCACAGCUGUUUUAUGCCUUCAGGUCCACGCAUGCACCGGUUGAAAUGACGUCCAAGCGGUGGUUCUGAUUGAUCGACCAGACCCGCGAGAAUCCACGUCGUGUAUCUGCGCCGGGGAGAGCGAGGCUGAGGCGGGUCAGAAGCCGGGAGGAUAUGGGAGAGAGAGUGGAACCCAAGCAGCGGCUCUUGGCGAGACGUCGUCGAAAUACAGGGCAGUGAUGCCUGGAAUGGUGAUGUUUCGGCGGCGCUGGUCAGUCGGCAGUGAUGACCUGGUGCUGCCCGCUCUCUUCCUUUUCCUACUGCACUGUAUCUGGUUUGUGGUUCUGUCCGUGGUCCUGUUCGGCAUCCCCUACAGCCCGGAGCAGCCCUGCUCUGUGACACUUGUGGAACAUGGGCGAGGGUAUCUGGGCAUCCUGGUCAGCUGUCUGAUCUGUGAAAGCGCCAUCAUGUGGUUAAGCAUGAGAGGCAGCAUUCUGUACACGCAGCCCAGGGAGGCUGUGCAGUACGUCAUCUAUAUCCGACUGGCCAUCCUCCUGGUGGAGUUUGUUUAUGCUGUGGUGGGUAUCGUCUGGCUUCUUCAGUAUUACCAACCCUGCUCUGAUGUCACUGCCAAAAACCUGGCUCUUGGAAUCGUAGCGUGCAACUGGUUAGUGAUACUCAGUGUUUGCAUCACGCUCAUGUGUACCUUCGACCCGACCGGGCGGACGUUUGUCAAGCUGAAAGCGACACGACGGCGACAAAGGAACCUGACCACUUACACUCUGAGACACAGACUUGAGGAAGGACAAGCCAGCAGCUGGAGCAGGAGACUGAAGUUCUUCAUGUGCUGCACUCGAGCUCAGGACACUCAAUCAGAUGCGUAUUCAGAAGUGGCCAGCCUUUUCGCAGAGUUCUUCAGAGACUUGGAUAUUGUGCCUAGUGAUAUCAUUGCUGGCUUGGUGCUCCUGCGUCAGAGGCAGAGGUCUAAAAGAUCUGCCAUUCUGGACCAGGCUAACAACGAUAUUUUGGCCUUCUUGUCUGGGAUGCCUGUCACUCGCAACACUAGAUACCUGGACCUUAAGAACUCUGCUGAGAUGAACAUGUACAAAGAUGUGUGUUAUUACAUGCUCUUUGCCCUCGCUGCGUAUGGUUGGCCCAUGUACCUGAUGAGGAAGCCUGCCUGUGGGCUGUGCCGCCUUGCCAGCUCCUGCCCCUGUACAUCAGUUUCUGGCUCUCGGUUGUCCAUGUCUGUGACGGUGGAGGAGGACAACUGCUGCGGCUGUAAUGUCCUAGCCAUACGGAGACACUUCCUGGACAGGGACCUCAAACAAGUUCAUAUUGUCUACACUUCCUGCCACGAUGCUGUUUAUGAGACUCCCUUUUUUGUGGCUGUGGAUCAUGAAAAAAAGAAGGUUGUUAUAAGCAUCAGAGGAACGUUAUCGCCCAAGGAUGCCUUGACUGACCUGACGGGCGAUUCUGAACGCUUGCCGGUCGAGGAGCAGCAGGGGACGUGGCUGGGUCACAAGGGGAUGGUGUACUCCGCAGAAUAUAUCAAGAAGAAACUGGAGCAGGAGAUGAUCUUGUCUCAAGCCUUCGGAAGGGACCUGAACAAGGGUACCAUGCACUACGGCCUGGUGAUCGUAGGACAUUCUCUGGGUGCAGGCACUGCUGCUAUCCUCUCCUUCUUGCUUAGACCCCAGUAUCCCACCCUCCUCUGCUACUCCUACUCCCCACCUGGAGGCCUUCUCAGUGAGGACGCCAUGGAGUACUCCAAAGAGUUUGUCACGUCUGUGGUGUUGGGGAAAGACUUGGUCCCGAGGCUCGGCCUCUCUCAACUAGAGGGUUUCCGACGCCAUCUCCUGGAAGUCUUGCAGAAAAGUAAUAAGCCAAAGUGGAGGAUCAUUGCAGGAGGCACCAAAUGCAUCCCCAAAUCCGAGCUUCCGCUAGAGGAUGAAGAUCCUCAAUCUCAGCAAGCAGUCCCACCCCCCAGCAGUCGCCUUUGGCUUCACCCGAGUGACCUCAGCAUUGCACUUUCAGCUUCGACGCCCCUUUACCCUCCUGGAAGAAUUAUUCAUGUGGUGCACAACCAUCCUCCAGAGACGUGCUGUUCUCAGGAAGAUCCCACCUACUCUGCUCUCUGGGGAGACAACAAGGCCUUCAACGAGGUCAUCAUUUCGCCCGCCAUGCUAAAUGAGCAUAUGCCCCACAUGGUGAUGGAAGGACUGAACAAGGUGCUGGAAAACUACAACAAAGGGAAAACUGCCUUGCUGUCUGCAGCUAAGAUCAUGGUGAGCCCGACAGAAGUGGACUUAAACCCCGAGAGUAUAUUCAUGGACGCUUCAGCGACAUCCCAGCAGCCGACACCUGCAGUCCAUCAUCGCAGGAACAGUAGUGUUCGGCAAAAACCUUUGCUACGUUCAUGCGCCCAGUCUGAGAUCUCUCUGGACGGGUUUUCCGAGUGCCCUCCUCCUCCAGUUCCUGUAGUUCUACGCGGAGCCCGCGAGCGCCUCACAGUGGCGCUGAGGGACCGCAAAGCACCACUAGCCGUCAUGGAAAGCCUCUCAGAUGCGGAAUCUCUUUAUAGUUUGGAUUCCCGUCGCUCCUCUGCCGCUCUGAGAGGCUCGCCGAUGCUGAGCAGCCUUCCGUUCCCACUGGACGCCACGAUUCCCGAAGAGAACCCGUCGCUUAGCUCUCGCACUGAAUUGCUGGCCGCGGACUGCCUCUGCCAGGCUACACCAGAGCACCUUGGAGAGGUUGGACCUUUUUUUCCACCCCUGGAGUCCACGUCCACCCCUGAAUACCCAAUGCAACUGUCCCCGGCUACUCCCUUCUAUAGCGGACACCAGUCACCAGCUCUAAUAAACCAGAGUGUCUUGGCUCCCACAGUGAAGUCUGAGCCUAUAACUCUUCCUGAUAUUGAUCACCAACGGAUACCAGGCAUCUACAGUCCUGGAAGCACCCCCAAUGCUCCUCUCAGCCCUCAAAUGGGCUCCAAAUCAAUUGAUGGAGAGAAGGAACUGUGGGAGAUGGACAUGAGUGCAGAUUUAAGGCAAGCCGAUGCAACGCCUCCGUCACAGAUGUCCAACGGAAACCCCAGUCGGGCGGUUCUGGAAUUCGCCCAGUAUUUGGACUCUCUAUUUCGGCUGGAUGGCAGCAGCUCCCCUCCACUGGAGCUGUCCGACUGCGAGUCCGAGUCAGGCCGCGGCUCCCUUGGUCAGGUCGAAUGUCUAGAGGAAACACAGCAGUUAGAUGACAAGCAGCUUCUGGCCAGAGCGACACUGGAGCCAAACCUCGUCCCCAAGCCUCCGCGCACCUUUGCAGGAUCCGCCGACCCCUCCUCUGGAAUCUCUUUGUCCCCUUCCUUCCCUCUGUCCUCAUCGGAAGAGCUCAACGAUCUCUCACCCGCCGAGAGCGCUCCGCCUGCCAUUCUCUCUCUACGGACAUCCAGUCUGAGCCACUCUCCGGAGGAGAACACGCUCUCCUCCAUGGUGUAGUGGGCUUGUUUCUAAUAUAAGUGGUGCAGUCAUUCAGAUUUUGAAAACAUAUCACUGAACAUGCAUGCAAUGGAAUGCACGCACUCAUCAGAGAUGUAAUGGCAGAACCAUUCUUCAGGAGUUCCCUUGGAAAUGCUCGACAGCAUUUCACACUAUUGCAAUGACUUUAAAAGAAGAUACCUCUCUCUGCAUGCCAGGGGGCUGUGCUGCUUUCGGGUAAAAUAAAAAUAACUGUAGCUUCACAAUGCCAUUCCUGAACAAUGCCAUCUCACCCGUGUAGAGAUGCGUCAGCUUUACAUCCCAGAUUUCACGAAAGAAGGGGAGAGAUCGGGAGCAGUGAUGUCCAAGAGGUUGGGAAACAAUACUGCUCCAUCAGCAGCUCCGACAUCCAGCCUUUAUUUUAAUUUCAAAUCAGGAAUGUGAAGAUGCACAUACAGUACGUCAAUCAAUAGAAGUGAGAAAACGUUGGGUCGUGUUCCUCAGGUCUACUCAGAGUUGACUUUCAGAAAGAGAAAGUGUGUUUUAUUGGUGAGAAUUCAUGUGUCUUAAAAAAAAAAGUUGUGAUUGUGAAAAAGUUAUUACAGACGCCUAUGGAUGUUUGUGGGUUUUAUUUUGUUUACUAUUUAUAGUGCAUGAAUAAUGUUGUCAUUUUUUUAAAAAGGAGAUGUCGUCACCUGGGCCACAAAGAAUGAUCUUGCACAGCCACUCAAUCCUCCACCCACCUGCCAAAAAUGUAACUUGCCAAAUGUGUUUCAUAAAUGUCAUUUUGUACGUGGAUGUCGGUCUUCUUUCGACUCAGACCCAGGCUCUAUUUAAUAUCUGACAGUCCAGUCCCUUGUAGACUGUUACAUUAGCCCUCAGCUACAGUCACAUUCAAGGCUGCUCGCCAACAUCAGAGGCACAACCGAGAACUUGCAUAUAGUUCCUAUCUGAACUACUGUAACUAUAUAUUCAGGGAGCUGUUGUCGAUGUUCCCACGUGUCAAUCUGCAUGUUUUCGGCUUCUCAGAGUAGCAUGGCUUGUACUUUUUAUUCAGCAAUGAUAUUAACAUUUACUCCCAUUUCGCGAAGGAAAUCAAUGACUGUUUGCGUCAGAAGGAAAAGCUCUGGAAUUGUUACUUUAAUUAUUCAAAGUUGACUUUCUGAUUUGUGUGAGGUUGAUUUGACGCUUGGCGCUGCGUUUUUUACUCAUGAAAUAUGAGUCUCAACUGAAAAAUCAAUAUUCAGUGGCUGAAACGAUUUUCCUUUGCUACUUUACGUCGCUCUUGUUAAAAAGGUUUGUGGGGCUUGGAUGCAGGAUGCAGUUCAGAGAGGUAGAUGACGACAAAACGUGUUGAAAGUGAAGUUGAAUCAAAAUGUAGAGCAAUGUUAUUGGACAAUAAUUGGCUUGUGAAAGUUGUUAAAAUUGCAAACUUGAGAUUAUAAACAAAAGUUAAGGUUGUUUAUAUUUAAAAAAAGUGGGAGUGAGUAUGGAAGAACUGAAAGCUAAGUUGAGUACGUGUCAAACUCAGGCCCGGGGGCCAAAUCUGGCCCGCCAGGUAAUUUAUAAUGGUCCCACAAAAGAAUCCGAUUCAAAAAGCGCACUAAAUUGCACUAAAAACUAGACAUAUCAUGACCCACAUAGAUCCUUGUUCAUGACAGGCUAGCAAGUGGAAUAUUUUUUAAAAAAUGGUGCAGGUAAAGGGGAAUUUGAUGAAAGAUGGGUAAAGCGGAAUGAAUGUUUGUCCUUCAAGAAGAAAACCAGACUGUCUCCUGUGUCGGGUCUGUGGUGGAGGUUGUGUUUUGAAGCUGACCACUGAGAAGCCUUGUGUUGAGAUUGGCCUUCAAGAAUUGAAUGUGGAUUAUAUUAGAUUAGAUUAGACCGCCUUUGGAAACCACAUCUUCCUUGACAAUGAAUGACAUUAACGGAUGGUUUAAUAAAUAUAUAUUUUGUUUGGCUGCCAUUUGGUCAGUGAAAUGAUGCGCCCUUUGCGUAAUUGAAGUUGACACCCCUGUGCUAGAAAGUUCAAGCACAUUCUUGUCCAGGAUAGGAUUUAGAUCUAUUUUUAAAAAGGUGUCUUCCAGCAUGACACUUCGUCGUUUAAAGUAGAGUUGCCGUUUUUGUUGGCCGAUACAGACUGCAGAUUUAUUUAUUUAUUUUUCUCCUCAACUGAAUCACACAAUCAUUUUUUAUUCAUUA
Messenger RNA from Synchiropus splendidus (mandarinfish), 6046 nucleotides. It is a transcript of the gene dagla, whose product is annotated as diacylglycerol lipase, alpha. Gene Ontology annotation, biological process: lipid metabolic process. The transcript is spliced from 21 exons. The record is from RefSeq and is a predicted model, not a curated record. Gene Ontology annotation, cellular component: postsynaptic membrane; dendrite membrane. The coding region runs from base 614 to 3868 and encodes 1084 amino acids. Lineage: Eukaryota; Metazoa; Chordata; Actinopteri; Syngnathiformes; Callionymidae.